Molecule: messenger RNA, 10319 nt
Organism: Mauremys reevesii (Reeves's turtle)
Lineage: Eukaryota; Metazoa; Chordata; Testudines; Geoemydidae
Gene: RP1
Product: RP1 axonemal microtubule associated
Exons: 60
Coding region: 307-8808 (2833 amino acids)
Biological process (GO): intracellular signal transduction
Molecular function (GO): protein binding
Source: RefSeq, a predicted model, not a curated record
CUCUAAUAAUAGAAGUAGAGAUAAGACACUUGACUGGGAUGCUGGAAAUGUGGGUUCUAGUCCUCACUCAGCCACAGACUUCCCAUGUAACCAUUGCUGUAUCUUGACAGAAUGGAACGUCUAGCUGUACUUCUUUGCCAGAUGCAACUCCAUUCCCCAGGCACUUUACAACAAUUGGGAGCUAGAUGCUUGUGACAGCCACUGCUGAUGCAGAACCAGUGUCAUCCUUAAUGAGGACUAUGCUAUUACUGCAGUUGUGAGACAACUUUUACAUCCAUCUCCUCGUCCUUCCAGAGUGCUGUCAAAAUGAGUGAAACGCCAUCAACGAAUUAUUCAAUGCUUCAGCCAAACUCCUCUGAGAGUGAACAGACUUUGUCUACACGUCACUUCAAUGUCACCGAACCUGUUGUGGCCAAACGCAUCUGUUUCUAUAAAAGUGGAGACCCUCAGUUUAAUGGGAUCAAAAUGGUCAUUAAUAAUCGAUCUUUCAAAACAUUUGAUGCCUUGCUGGAUAACUUGUCCAAAAGAGUCCCAAUACCAUUUGGGGUGAGGAAUAUUAGUACACCACGCGGGAUACACAGUAUCACCAAUCUGGAGGACCUUGAAGAUGGAAAGUCUUAUAUUUGUUCCCAUCAGAAGAAAAUUAAGCCCAUUAAUUUGGAGCGGGCCAGUAAGAAGCCAUUGCCCUGGCAGAUCAGCAGGCCAGUUAGUGCUCGUCGCCGAGUUGUGCAGUUAGCCAGGGAGAAAGAAGACGGCAUUGUUCAGGAAGACAGAACUGUCAAAAUAAGAACCCCUAAAAAGCUCCUUGUUUUCAAAAAUGGUGACAUAAGAAUCAGGUGCACUAUAGUUCUGAGUAAGAAGAACAUGCAAAACUUUGAGACCUUUCUGGAUUCCAUAAGUGAGUUAAUGCAGUAUCCAGUUGUGAAGUUAUACACUGCAGAUGGCAGAAAGGUUCCUAACCUUCAGUCUCUGAUCUUGUGUUCUGGGGCUAUUGUGGCAGCUGGGAGAGAGCCUUUUAAACCAGGGAAUUAUGAUCCUCACAGGUAUUCACUACCUGCUAAGUUGCCAGGACUCUCCAGUCGUGUGUACCCCAAAGCAAAUGCCAAAUCAGAGAGCAGAAAUACUGGCAAAUGGAAGGUGUCUGUCAUCACCAGUGAUAUGCCAUCUGCAGGAACCAGCUCACAGGUUUAUAUUACAUUGUAUGGGGAUUACAGUAAUUCAGGGCCUAUCUUUCUGUAUGGAGAAGAAGGGGAACUGUUUCAGAGGGGCAAUGAAGACAUCUUCAGUAUUGACACUGGAGACAUAGGAGAGCUCUAUAAAAUACGCAUAGGACACAAUAAUUCUGGAGAAUCCCCCUCUUGGCACUGUGAAGAGGUGCAAUUGCAGAACCUUUACACAGGAGAACAGUUUUCUCUCCCUGCCCACCGAUGGCUGGCUCAGGACCAGGAUGAUGGUGAAAUCUGUCGAGAGCUUCCUGUUUUGCGACGGGGCCAGCCUGUUCUUCCAGUGACUAUAUAUGAGGUGCACGUCACAACAGGAGAGCUGUGGAAUGCCGGAACAGAAGCUGAUGCCUAUAUUUCCAUUCAUGGGGAAGAAGGCGACACAGGCUCCAGACAGCUACUUAGGUCGAAGAAUCCUAGGAAAUUUCUAAAAGGACAAACUGACCUCUUCCUACUUGAAGCUGUGCACCUUGGAAAUUUGUACAAGAUUGUUAUAGGACACAAUGGACUUGGAUCAGGAAAUGGAUGGUUUCUGGAGAAGAUUGUAGUCAAGGAUCCUGUCACAGACCUGGAUUAUUCUUUUCCUUGUCACAGGUGGCUAGAUCAAGGGGAAGAGGAUGGUAAAAUUGUAAGAGAACUAAAUGUCACUGACACUACCACCUUCUCCGCAAGGCAAGAGCUGGAACUCAAGAGAGCGGAAAACUGGGCUGCUGAAAGAUGGAAGUUUCAGAAAGGCAACACUCUUCAGUUCUACAACAGGCUCACCCGUGGUUUCAUACGCCUCAGUCCAGAUGGCACAGUUGAUGCACUUGGUGACAAGAAGGACAAAUAUGGUCUUUUUGAUGUGACUGUCAAAAGAAAUGCACAUGUGUUUAAGAGUCAUCAGAUGCCACAUAUUGCCCUUGCUCUUGACAAUGGCUAUGUCACUGGAAUGGACAAUGAAGAUACUCUCUGUGAGCUACAAGUUCAUGUUCAGCCAAAUUGCUGUGCAAUUCUGGAAUCAGCCCGAAGUCCAGGGCACAUGAUUACAUUCAGUCUUCAAGGCAAAGUAGCUGAUGAUACAGUAGGCUACGCAGGACUCUCAAAAGAAUUUGUUGUGCAUGUGAAGGGUGUGUUCCACAAUGGUGCCAUAAUUCUGCUCACUACAAGUCUCUACCAGGCUCUCUGCCUCAGGCCUGAUGGGAGCUGCAGUGGAGCAGGAAAGCAGUCUGAAGAAUCCUAUUGGAAAGUGCAUAAAAUCAGCUCUGGAGUUUGCAUGAUUGAGAGUCUGAAACACCAGAGAAUGUAUCUGAGGAUCAAGGAUGGCGAGUGUAAUGGAAAAGGGACGGGUGAUGUAUACUGUCACUUUAAAAUUGAGAAGAACUUAGACAGUGGAUCUGUGAGUCUAGAAUCUGUGCAAAACAGAGGGAUGUAUGUUGGUCUCCAACCAGAUGGCCAGACCAAGCCAGUUGUUCACACUGGAGAGAGAAACAUUUUGUUCUACCCACGAGUCAUCAAAUUUGGCAGGGAAAAGCCUAUGGGAACAUCUGCGACACCCAGCCAACCAAAGGUAGGGAUCAGAGAAUCUGAACACCAACCAGCAAAAGCCCAGAAGCCAAUGGCUCAGAGCCCAUCAGCUUCUCCACCCACAAAGGAAAUGAAAAAUACCCAAGGUACCAAGUAUCCCCUUUCUUCAGAUGAUGAAUGGAAAGUGUCAGUGCUGACAGGAAAUGGAGGAACUCAAGCAAAUGUCACACUCUGGAUAUAUGGAGACAAAGGAGUAGCUGGACCAAUAACUCUUGGCAAGGACAACAGGGAGCAGCUCUUUCUUCCCAGGCAGGAGGAUGAAUUUCAGGUUGAAAUAAAAUAUAUUGGAGAAUUCUAUAAGAUAAGAAUAGGACACGAUGGAACAAGUGAACACCCAGAAUGGAAGUUAGAAAAGGUGACACUGCAACAUGUAAAAAGCAGGAGGACUCUGAAUUUUCCAGCAAACAAAUGGUUGUCAAGAAGCCGUGGAGCUGGAGAUAUUAUAUGUGAACUCCCAGUAGAAGAAGCAGGAAAACCCAUUUAUCCAAGUACGUGUAAAGUUGUGAGAUACCACAUUUAUGUUUACACUGGCCAUUUGGAGCAAGCUGAAACAGAUUCUCCAAUCUACCUAUGUAUAUAUGGAAAGAGAGGAGACUCUGGUCUAAGACUUCUGCAUAAAUCUGAUAUGCCAGUGAAAUUUCAGAGGGGAAUGGUGGAUAUGUUUGAAAUGGAAGCUGUAUCUCUUGGAAAACUGCAGAAGGUGCUAUUGCACUGUGAGGCCAGUAACAAGGCGCAGUACUGGUACUGUGAGAAAGUAAUCAUCAGAAAAACUGGGAAGGACUCUGAAUAUAUUUUCAACUGUGAGAGGUGGCUUCCAUUUAUGUCCCAGGGAAUAAUUCACUCAGAAAUCGAGCUCUACCCUGAAGAACUGCAAAUAAAUCGUCAGCUGAAAAUGCAAGAUGAAGCAAAUGAAGGAGACUGGAAGAUUACUGUAGUCACUGGGGACUUCCAAACAGCUGGCACAACAGCAACAGUGUCCCUUUACGCUUAUGGAGAAAACAAGUCUUCUGGUCCUAUUAUUCUGGGAUCUGGGAAGCACCAGCUGUUUAAUCCCAACAGUGCACAUACAUUCAAGAUUAAUCUCAAAGGUCUUGGGCAACUGUAUAAAAUCCGCAUUGGUCAUGACAACAGUGGCAAUGACCCUAGCUGGUACCUAGAGGAGGUGAGACUUGAAAGAAUGGCCCCUACCUCUGACAGGGAGAUUUGUCUGGCUGUAGACUGCUGGCUAGCUGAAGAUCAGGAUGAUGGAGACACCUGGACAGAAGUAGCAAUUGGGAUAUCUGAAAAGGAGCUUUUGUCAAUGGUGAUUUAUGAACUCCAUGUAUAUACUGGAUCUAAACUUGGUGCUGAAACAGAUUCUAAUGUGUACGCCACUCUCAUUGGAACGAGAGGAGAUUCUGGCAAGCGAAAGCUGCAUAGAGCUAAGAAUAAUAAAGUCAAGUUUCAGCGUGGACAGGUGGAUAUCUUCUUCAUAAAGGCUGUAUCACUAAGAGACCUGAAGAAACUUCUGAUUAGCCAUAAUGGAACUGGUCCAGGCAAUGGAUGGUUCCUUGAUAAGGUGGUUGUCAAAUUUAAAGAGGAAGAUGAUGAUCAAGAAGUUGUGUUUCCCUGUAACAGAUGGUUAGAUGAGUACCAGGAUGAUGGGAAGACCGAGCGAGAGCUAAUUGCUAAAAAAAAUGGUAAUUCGCAGAAGGCAUCCACCAAAGCACGAAAAUGGAGAGUGCAGGUUAAAACUGCCAGAGAUUCCCCAGAGCCACAGAAGUGUAAAAGAACCCUUGUGAUUUAUGGCUCAAAGGGCAAAAGUGGUGACCUUCUCCUUUCUCCACAAAGCCCAGAAUAUGUGUGCUUUCUACCCAGAGCAACGGAUGAAUUCCUUGUUGAAACUGGAGAUGUGGGGGAUGUGUAUAAGAUUCGAGUCAGCUGUGAUGAUUUGCCAGGCUUUGAGGGCUGGCAUCUGAAGUCCUUUCACAUGCAAGAGCUACAUACUAAACAAGAAGUGAACUUUGACUGUAACUGCUGGCUCUCUGUUAACAGAGAAGACAGAGAGCUGGUGAAAGAAUUCCCUGCAGUGAAUGAGAACCAGAAACCUUUACCAGUCCACAAGUAUAUUGUCUCUAUACACACUGGUGACCACUGGGGAUCAGAAACCUUUGCAAAUGUUUAUAUCACUCUGUAUGGCGAAAGAGGGGACACAGGUGUGAGGAAACUGCACGAAUCAUUGGUAAAAGGGGGAAAAUUUCAAAGGAACAAGGUGGAUUUAUUUUUAAUAGAGGCAGUUUCUCUGAGCCAUUUGCAAAAGGUAGUUGUAGGGCAUGAUGGAGAAGGAUAUGGGGCUGGAAUGUACCUCAAGAUGAUAACAAUCAAGGAAUCAGAGGACUCAGAUAAAGAGUGGAUCUUUCCAUGUUGGAACUGGCUUGAUACUCAUCUGGGAAUAUGUGAGACUGUUUGUGAGAUUAUAACAAUAGGUAAAAGAUUGAUUUCUAGUCCUAAACUGCCUCAAAUCAACAUGCAGUCCUCAGGUCUGUGGAUAAUGGACAUCAUUGGAUGUGACGUAAACACUGAAAUGGAUCCAAUACACCUUUCUUUCAUCUUUUAUGGAGACCUGAAUCACAAAGAGUUGGCACUUCAAAUUACAGGAAGAGCAACUCAAAUCAAAGAUGAACUGGCAGACAUUGGCUCAAUCUACAAGAUUCAGAUAACUGGCCCACACACCAAGUUAAAUCAGCCUUGGCACUUAGACUUACUGCAUAUGAAGCACACAGGCACAAACCAGGAGAUGUGGUUAGCUUUCAACUGCUCAUUCAAAUGUAAUGAAGACAAAUGUGUGGAACUGCCAGCUCUCUAUGCGGACCAGGAUCCUUUGCCUGUUGUGGAGUAUUCCAUUCAUGUGCACACUGGAGACAUAAAGAAAGCAGAUACCAGUGGAGAGGCUUAUCUUUGUAUUCAAGGAGUGAGAGGUGACUCUGGGAAAAGAUGGCUUAAUAAUUCAAGAAGUGGACCCAUCACUUUUGCCAGAGGCCAGGUGGAUGUUUUCAGAAUCAAAGCAGUUCACCUUGGCAAGCUGAACCAAGUUCUUGUUGGAUUUAAAAGUUUUAAAAAAGAUGACUGGUUCUUGGAAAAAAUUGUUAUAAAAGAAGAAAGUUACCCUUUUGCCACUCACAUCUUUGCUCACAAUGACUGGAUCAGCAAACACUCAAAGAAAGCUUUUACAGAACUAGUAAUUCCAUUGAAAGAAAUGACCGAGACAUCUGAUCCAGUAAAAUACUUUGAUACUAAAAGCAGAGGACGAUGGCAAAUGUGGGUGUACUGUACACGCAUACCAGAAAAAGUUCCUGAUAUCCAAGUUGUUGUGUUUGGAACAAAAGGGAAAUCUGCUGCACAGAAGGUUCAGAAUCUGAAAAAUGACUCUUUUUUGCUGACUGUUGAUGAUAUUGGUGAUGUAACAAAAGUUUCCUUCGUGUUAUCUGGCCCACGGUUAGGAAGAGGAAUUAAACUUCGCAAGCUUCGUCUGAAAGAUCUGGACACUAAGCAAGAGCUGGGCUUUUACAGUGCAGACCAGUGGCUCUUUAAAGAAGAUGGGUCAGAGACCGUGACAGAGCUAGCAGCAGUCAGACCAGAUAAGGCACCGCUCAGGGAAGUUCUUUACUCAGUCAGUGUUCACACAGGAACAUUACCUGCAUCAGGAACUGAUUCAGAUGUCUUUAUUACAAUAUUUGGAGAGAAUGGAGACUCCUGCAAAAGAAAACUUAGGCAUUCUAGGUCACAUGCAAGUUUUGAAAGAGGUCAGGUUAAUAGCUUCAGUGUGAGAGCUGUAGACCUUGGAAUGUUAAUCAAAGUGCUAGUUGAACACAAUAAUAUGGGUUAUGGAGCUGGAUGGUACCUGGACCGAAUCACCAUCCAAGAAUCAGGCAAGAGUGACUGCCAAUAUGUAUUCUCAUGCCAGCAAUGGUUAGACAGCGGAGUUGGUGAUGGACGGAUGGAACGAGAUUUGAGACUUCUUGGAAAAGUGAGAAAUGAGAGAUUGGCAGGAAACAUUCAGGGGACUUGGGAUGUCAUUGUUACAACUAGUGAUGCUUCAAGCAUGAGCCCUAAAAUGUCUUUAACUAUUUGUGGUGAAAAAGGUACAAGUAUUCCAGUCUUAUUUCCCAAAGGAUCCCUUAAAAAGGCUGAGAUUUGUCAGACAUCAGUGGAACUAGAUAAGAAAUUCACCUCUAUAUGCAAAGUUCGCUUGGAAAUAGAAGAUGCCGGAAAUGGAGAGAUCUGGCAUUGUCAUGAGGUGAAACUUCAACACAGAAAAACUAAAGAAAUUCUAGUAUUUCCAUUUCUUCGGAACUUUGCAGAUGCUGAAGGAUGCACAGUGGCUGAACUUCCAGUUCUCACAGCUGGUUUUCAUUUUUCCACAGUAAAAGAGUAUGUUCUGUACAUUACUACGGCUGCAUCCUUGGAGUCAGGAACAGAUGCAGAUGUGUAUGUCACUCUACGAGGGCUCUUGGGAGACACAGGAAGAAGAAAAUUGACAAGGAAAGGAGAGGAUCUUUUCACCAAGGGAAAGGUGGAUGUUUUCCGGGUGGAAGCAGUAGAUGUUGGGUCUCUGCAGGAGCUGGUUGUAGAUAAAGGAAAAGGCUCUGACUGGCAGCUGGAGAAGAUUAUUGUGCACGAGCCAACAUUUGCUGGGACAAAGACACUGUUUAUGGCUCAAACAUGGCUAAAAGAUGGGAAAAAAUCUGCCUCAGUAACUCUAAAAGCUACAGAAAUUCAGGAGAGGAGGAACACAGCUGUCUUGCCGUUAAAAAAACAGCAAAUGAAAUCAGAAGGCACAUGGAGAAUUUAUUUCACAAAACUCUGUGAAGAAACAACAGAAGAAUUUGAAAAGUCAGUGAAGAAUAUUUCUAACUUGGUCAUGGUUUUUUAUGGAAGCAAUGGCAAGUCAAACCCAAUUUCCAUGGCAAAUAAAGUGCGCCAUCAAGCUGAGGAUCAAGUAACAUCUGAUGUACAUUUCCCAUCUGACUUAGGGAUGCUUUAUAAAGUGAGAUUUGGGCUUCAGAGUUUGGGAAAUAACACAUCCCAGUUGUCUCUUCAUCACUUUAAAAUGCAGAACACAGCAACCCUGGAUACCUUUAGUCUCUCUAUAAAUAAAACACUUUCUUCUUCUCUUAAUGGAGACAGAUGGAUUGAGCUCCCUGUAGAGUGGCCAUUAAAAGCAGCACUUUCUGUGAUUACAUAUCAUGUAACAGUGUUUUCCAGCAAUGUUUUGAACAAGAGGAAUGUAGUACUUGUGACUGUGUGUGUGUGUGGAAUCAAUGGUGACACAGGAGACAGAAUCGUUGGCUGGCCAUUGCAGAAUCCCCAGCAAGGAGAGGACAAAGAGUCAUUUACAGCUCAAAUGGAUGCUGUUGACCUGGGAGAACUGCAUAAAGUUGUCCUGUCCAUCAGCAGCAAAAUAAACUGCAAACUGGAUGUUAAAACUUUACAUUUGAAGGAAGCACUAAAACAAGAACCUGUCUACAUAUUUGAAGUGAAUGAAGUGUUCUCUCUGGAUGCCCAUGAACCUGAAAUAAGGAGAGAGAUCCCAGUAUCUUUUGUUAGCAGGGAAGGUGUUAAACUCAAAAAUGAAAUAGAUCACACUUUAAAUAAGGAAAAAAGCCCCCUGGAAAGUCUGGUAGAAUACAUAAUUAAAGUAUAUACUGGUGACAAGAAGGGAGCAGGAACUGAUGCCAACGUGCAUGUAAUUUUAUUUGGGGAUGAGGACUCAUCUGAAUUAGUUCAGCUCACUAAACCACUGGAACAUCAAGAUCCUUUUGAAAGAGGAAAGUCUGACAUAUUCAGGAUUAAGACAAAGAGUUUAGGAAGACUGCAUUCAAUUGAAAUUGGCCAUGAUGGGAAAGGAUUUGCAAGUGGCUGGUUUCUGGAAAAAGUAGAAAUCACAGAUUCAUCUACAAAUGAAGUGUAUUGCUUCAACUGCAGCAGGUGGCUUGCUGAGGAUGAAAAUGAUGGACGCACUGUAGUGCAGCUUUAUGCAUAAUUGUUUUCUACGAUUCAUAGUGAAUAUGCAGCUUCUUCAGAUUCAUGCUGAUUUGAUUUAUUUGUAUUUUAUAAUGAUGAAGGUACUGUAAUUAUUAUGGAGAACUGUCAAAACAAUAGAUUUAAAAACAUCAGUGGAGAGUAAACAGGUCUAAUGUGAACAACACAUUGCAAUCCUACUAGGAAUUCUUAACAGUUUUGCACAAUUGAACUGUAAAUAAAGCAGAAAUUUAGAGCUAUACCACGGUUUUCUGAAUUUGAUAUGUGCAUUCACAGGAUGGGGUAUAUGUAGUAGCAUUUAGGAAAACAAUUUGUGUUUGGUGAUUUGUGUAAGUGCGUUCAUCAUAGUUAAUACUUGUGUAAAAUCUGUUUCAGGAUCAAUAUUUAUUAAAAUUUAUAUUUUCUCAGGAUCACUUUUUAAACAAAACAUACACCUCUUUUAUACCACCAUGCAUUUUGUGUCCCAUUACUGCACCUCCACAAAACUAACCCAUGGAAAAAAUUGUCCUCUUGGCUCUAUCUUCACUGAACAAUUCACACCCAUUAUUUAGUUCUCCCUGUGUGUGCAGGCCUCCCAUUGACAUUUGAUGCAUAAUCUUUUGAAGAAUACUGAUACAGGAACCUUUAGAUCCCAAGGCUCUACCUACUGAGAAACCUACAAGAGAAUUUCCAUCAGCUGUCAUUACGGUAGUAAUAGUCAUUACAUCCUCUUUCUGGUUUUUAACUAAAGAAAAAUCUUAACACCUUCUCUUUCCCACAGUUCUGAAUUGCAACAAGCUCAAAAUAAUAAUAAUAAUAAAUAAUGCAUUUCUGGCUGAAUAUGUUGUUAUUUAUGAACUCACUAUCUGUUUAUUUUGACUUUACCAGUGUUGGUGCUUCUAGUGUUCAUAGAAGAGAUGGGUCUAAAACAAAAUCAUGAAUUGAACACUCCUUGAUCAGAAUACAAACCCAGUUCUAGAUGUGAAUGUUGCAAGGUGCCACUUCCUUUUUGAAGGUCAACCCCAAAUCCUGGAUCUAAACACUCCUAAACUUUGGGUAUGUCUACACUGCAGCUGAGAGCGCACUUCCCAGCAUGUGUAGACAGACAUUCUAGCUCUGCUUGAGCUAGUGUAACCCACACACCUCCUGGGUUUGGUGGUCUGUCCCAUCUGGUGGCACUGAGACCACUUAGAGAAAGAGAGAGAAAGAGAUUAAUGAGUUUGCUCUACAGCCGUAGUUAAUAGCCAGUUGGCUUUUAGCUCAUGCACUAAGCUCCAGUGGUCCCUAGCUUGAUCCCGCCUGCUGAUGACUGGAGUCUGUCGGUGUUACACUAGCACACUAAAAAUAGAAGUGUAGUCCAUGGUAGCACAGGCAGUGUCUCAGGCAAGCCACCUGAGUAUGCGGGUGGAUUUGUGCUCAGGCGGCUAGUCCAUGCUACCCUCACCUAUGCUGCUAUUUUUAGCACGCUAGCUCCAGCAGAGCUAGUGCAUGUCUGUCUAGCUGAGCUAGGAAUCAUGAUCCCAGGUGCAGUGU